GCAGGCGCCCGCGCCCACAGUCGCCUCACGUCAAACUGGCAGCUGCGACUGGGCAGCGCAACAGGUUGUUUGAAUGUUGGUGUAUUGAUAACAGCGUUAUGUGUGAAAGGGAAGGUGAGAGGUGUUCGGCUCCUAAUCCUCUUACCGGCAUUAUGCUGAGCCUCGUUCAAGCCCUGACAUGCGGUGCGCCCUUGUAGCUCCCCAAAACCCGGAGUCAGCAUCUCUGCGUCCGUUACGCGCAGCUGGAGGGACGGUCCGCAGCGGCGAGGGGUCGAGCAGCCGGCGGUACAGGUAGGACCCGCACCACCACUCUCUGCACACAGCUGCUGUAUGGAUUUUAUUGUCUCUUUAUUAUCUUUUUUUAUUUUUUUGGACGAUGGCUGGUUAUCGAUUAAAGCUUUGCGUCGACCUCGCGUGAUUUAAUCCGCGCCGGUCUCAGUUAGUCCCGCAGUUACACCUCGACGCGCCCUUGUUGGUCACGGAAUCUGAUGGUUUUGUUAACAUGGACGUGUAAACGCACGGCGGGGUUAAUUAGUGUGUCAUUAGGGAUCGUUUAAUGCACGCGCGCAUUUCAGCACGCUCUGUCCGUGCGCGCGCUCACGCCGUGACGCUAAAUAUAACCGGUUAAUUUCUGAAGUCAUUGUUUUUUUUCACGCGCUUUCUUGUUAUGGUUUUAACAUGUUCAACGUGUCUUCGUUGGAUUCCUGCCUUGCGAGAAGCCAAAGCCUGUGUGAUUAUGUAGCCAUAGUAACAGGCCUUCCACAGGUUGAGGCUGCCCGCCGUGAAAGAUGAAACACACUAUUUGUAUGUGUGUGUCUCUCUUCCCCGUCGGCGGCGUCUUCUUGCCACAGAUCGGCGCUGGAACUGUCGAGGACUAGCGAUGCACUUGACAUAACUUCCUGUUUGGAGUUGAGACCACGAGGGCAAUGAACGUGCACUCGCCUCCGAGGAGGAGACUCCGGCGCUGCCGCGUUCUCUUCUUCAUCUCAGGCGUUCUGCUGUGUUUCGUCUACACGCUGACUCUGAAGGCCAGGCUGUCACAGCCGCGUGCCUCCGCCCAGAUGGGUGACGCUCUCGGAGCGGAGGGGGGCGACGAUGAUGUUGUUUUAGCGGUCAACAUUCGGGAGGUGAUGGCAUCCAAUGAGACGGAGGAGGAGGACGCCUCACCUGAGAUCACCAAACCUCCCCUGGUGAUAAUCGUCAACAGGACAGAUAUCGAACAGUGUGUCUACGUCGAUCCUAAACCUCCCAAACCGCCUCCGACUCCGACCCCGCCGCCAACGAACACCUCAGCUACCCCUCGUCCUCCACUCCAGCCCCCUCACAGGAAGGGUGAUUAUCCGGAGGACCUCUUCUCAGUGGAGCAGCGACGGCAAGGCUGGGUGGUUCUGCACGUCAUAGGCAUGAUCUACAUGUUUGUCGCCCUGGCCAUCGUCUGCGAUGAGUUCUUCGUCCCUGCACUGGAGGUCAUCACCAACAGUCUGGAGAUCUCCGACGACGUGGCCGGAGCCACCUUCAUGGCGGCCGGAGGCUCUGCCCCUGAGCUCUUCACCUCUCUGAUCGGCGUCUUCGUCUCCCACAGCAACGUGGGCAUCGGCACCAUCGUGGGCUCGGCCGUCUUCAACAUCCUGUUUGUGAUCGGCAUGUGCGCCGUCUUCUCCCGGGAAAUGCUGCACCUGACCUGGUGGCCACUCUUCAGAGACGUGACCUUCUACAUCAUGGACCUCAUCAUGCUCAUCGUCUUCUUCCUGGACAACACGAUCCUGUGGUGGGAGAGCAUCUGUCUGGUGGUGGCCUACAUCAGCUACGUGAGCUUCAUGAAGUUCAACGCUCAGAUCGAACAGGCGGUCAAGACCCAGCUGAACAAGCACAUGAGCAUCGUCAAGGUGUGGACCGCAGAGGAGCCGGAAAAGGAGAGUGAAGCUCCUGCAGCGCCUCCUCCUCCUCCUGCUGCUCCCGCUGCGCCUCCUCCUGCUCCUCCGGCGGCUGCUGCGGCACCACAGGCUGACGAUAAAUCCAAACGGGGACCUGAGCGAUCUCCGAGCGGCCCCCAAUGCAACAAAUCCCCACCGGACCCACAAGAGGACAAAACGAGACUAAGGGUGCGUCCUGUCCUGCAGAGAGGCGGCAGCUCGGCCUCCCUCCACAACACCUCGCUGAGGAGCACCAUCUUCCAGCUGAUGAUCCACACGCUCGACCCUCUGGGGGAAGAGACGGCCCUCAGAGGCGCCAUUAAAACCCCCAGCCUGAGGAAAACCAGGAGAGAGACGUCCUUUAACGGUGAUGUCAGAGGGGAGUCGUCAGUGCAGAGGAAAGCAAAGAACAAAGUAAAGCCUCUGAACGUCCCGGUCACGGGCAAAUUACAGAGCAAGUCACAUCAUUGCCGCUCUGAAGACGGUGAUGCCACCCCAAACACCGAGCCGGCCGCCGCAGCAGCAGGGGGCGCUGCAGCGGCCGAGCCGUCCACCUCACAGCCUCAGAAGACAGAAGAGACGGGUGAGAAGACGGCCGACCAGCCGGACGAGCCAAAGGCAGCAGCGGAGGGAUCAGAGGGCUCCGACGGCAGCGGGGAGGACGAGAGCGGUGAUGAGGAGAGCAGCGAGUCCGGUGACAGCGAAGGUGAUGACGGAAAGAAGGAGGGAGAGGAAGAGGAGAAUGAGCCUCUGUCUUUAGAGUGGCCUGAAACCAGACGCAAGCAGGCCACGUAUCUGUUCCUGCUGCCCAUCGUGUUCCCGCUGUGGCUCACGCUGCCUGACGUCCGCAACCUGGCGUCCAGGAGGUAUUUUGUCGUCACGUUUCUCGGCUCCAUCCUGUGGAUCGGAGUCUUCUCCUACCUGAUGGUGUGGUGGGCUCAUCAGGUCGGUGAGACUAUCGGCAUCUCAGAGGAGAUCAUGGGCCUGACCAUCCUGGCAGCCGGGACGUCCAUCCCUGAUCUGAUCACCAGUGUGAUCGUGGCCCGGAAAGGUCUGGGGGACAUGGCUGUGUCCAGCUCGGUGGGCAGCAACAUCUUCGACAUCACUGUCGGCCUGCCGGUCCCGUGGCUGUUGUUCACUCUGCUGCACAACGGCGAGCCGGUGACCGUCAGCUCCAACGGCUUGUUCUGCGCCAUCGUGCUGCUUUUCCUCAUGCUCCUGUUUGUCAUCAUCUCCAUCGGCGCCUGUCGCUGGAAGAUGAGCAAAAUGUUGGGCUUCACCAUGUUCGUACUGUACUUUGUGUUCCUGGUCCUCAGCGUCAUGUUGGAGGAUCGCAUCCUCAUCUGCCCCAUUUCCAUCUGAGCUGACGGGCAGAGAGCGAACCCCGCCGCCGCACACGACUUAGUACGUCCAGACUGGAUCAACACGGUACGUAGGAUCCGUUAGAUAGAAGAUGAGCCUGAUGUCAAGAGGCCGACCUGACGCACAGUAGACUCAUGGUAAAAGAGAAAGUAACGAAACGAGCAGUGAUGUUAAAGGGGAAAUCAACCCAAAACAAAACUUAAUGUACAUGUGAUCAACAUUUCCCGGCACCUACUCUCUAAGAACAAAAAUCACAAAUUGUUUUCCUAUAUUUCCGAGAAUUCAGAAAGGUAGUUAGCCCUGAUUAGAAAGCAAAGUGUGCUGAUGUUGAUUUAAUUGGGUUUUUCAAGCUGCGACAGACACACAGUGACAUUUAAUACCUUUUCAUACAUUUAAGAUGAAUUCAGUUAAUGAACAGUUUAUAUCGACAAAACUAUCAAAUUAGAUACAAACGCAAACGAAGACAAACAUGCCCUCUUCACGCUGAUUCCUUUGCAAACCCCACUGCCCAGAAAUACCAGAGCAAAAUCUCAACAAUUAAAAUGUUUGUGUAUGUUUGAGUCACUGAUUGAAUUUUGUGUCUCCUGUUGGGAGAUGGAACUGUCUUGCACCUGAACCUGUCGACCCGUAAUAAGUUCACUUCUCUCCUUAAAUGGGAUUUCCUGUAUUUUUAAACCCGGGCCCUAAAUUUACAUGUUUUGGCAUGUAAAUGAUUCGUAUGUACCAAAAGCUUUGGAAUGGGUCCAGCAGAUCGCCUCAGCGGGUUCAAGGAGACGUCUCAUUCUGAAACUUGGAGAGCUGAGUCGUCACGGUUAAUUCAGCCAUGACUUUGGAAAUAAAUUGUUAGCAGUUACUCUAACUAAACUUUGGUCUCCUCUCUCCAGCUCUCACACUCACGUUUCCGUCAUCACCGUCAUGCAACAACAGAGUAAAAAAGUGGGUUUACUCAUGUAUGUAUUUUGUUGUAUAAAUCACCUGUAUUAACCUACAAUUCCUAUAAGAAUCUUUGGGAUUAUAUGUACAGUAGGGAAAAAAAUAGCGUGGGCUUACUGUAGAAAUUUGUCUUUCACUCCGAUCACUUUCUCCCUGUGAAAGUGUUGGACUGUGGUGCAGCUCUAGAAAGAAGCAAUCCCUUUUUGAUUUGCAGGUGACUGACACCAAAUCUAAAACUGUUGUUUUAGACGGCUGAUACAUUUUCUGCUACAAGACUCCGCGGUAGCUGCUGGAAAUAUCAGAGAUCAGGCAAUCGGCUCACUGAUCUAAAAUGUAAACAAAACGGUCAGAAAUGCAACAAACAGCACAGCCGCAAAGACUGUUGCAGUGAACCGUGUAAGCGUUUUGGGUGGACUUUUCCUUUAACAUUGUGAGCAUCGUGCUUCUGGAGCCUGAGGACUUUAAUAGGUUAAUUCAUUAAAUUCAUUACGUCCGUCACAGCAGUGAAGGUUCAGUUUCACUGUGCAGCAAAUCAAACCUCCUGGAUGCAACUUCAGUUUUCUGCUCAGCAUUUUCUGAAACGUGUUGCUAAAACUUUGUUCUGUAUUCGACCAAACUAGUGUUUGUUCGUGUUUCAGUGUUUUUUGUAUGAACAAUGUGGAGAGAAACAGUGAUUGUGUGUGUGUCGGACUGUCUUAGCUGUGAGAACAAACCUGACCGGUGUCAUGCUGUCAGAUGUUAGUCUUGUUAAAAAAGCUCUUGGUGGAUUGAAGUGGAUGCAAACUUGUAUUGUUGAUAGGGAAAUCUAUCAAUAUUUCAAAUUAAAACUCCAUGCUGCAAUAAAUUAUUUUUUUAACAGUGA
Acanthopagrus latus (yellowfin seabream) is the source of this 5070-nucleotide messenger RNA. RefSeq names its product sodium/potassium/calcium exchanger 1-like. Gene Ontology annotation, molecular function: calcium channel activity; calcium, potassium:sodium antiporter activity. NCBI's taxonomy places the organism in Eukaryota, Metazoa, Chordata, Actinopteri, Spariformes, Sparidae. The record is from RefSeq and is a predicted model, not a curated record. The transcript is spliced from 12 exons. Bases 927 to 3275 code for a protein of 782 amino acids. Gene Ontology annotation, cellular component: membrane. Gene Ontology annotation, biological process: long-term synaptic potentiation; long-term synaptic depression; calcium ion transmembrane transport.